Chlamydomonas reinhardtii is the source of this 4344-nucleotide messenger RNA. RefSeq lists its product as uncharacterized. The transcript is spliced from 5 exons. The coding region runs from base 161 to 2203 and encodes 680 amino acids. The record is from RefSeq and is a predicted model, not a curated record. Lineage: Eukaryota; Viridiplantae; Chlorophyta; Chlorophyceae; Chlamydomonadales; Chlamydomonadaceae.
GUCCAACGCAAAUCAUGCAUGAUUCAUGGGGGGCUCUUUUGUUAGGGAGGCUCAUUUUGAUCCCAUCUGCUUCCCUCUUAUUAAUUCAUCGAAGUAGCUAGCAAUAGUCAGCCGCUGCUGAGCCCUCUGACUAGUCCCUGUAUGUCGAGGAGGAGUCACGAUGUUCAGGCCGGCACAGCGCAUACUGCACGCUUUCUCGAGAAAAGCAGCAGUCAAUGCAGUGCCCCCUGGCGGCCAAGCGGAGCCUCAGUCGGCCUCUCGGGCUGCAGCGCCAAGCAGCUCGUCCGCCAGCGGCGCACUCGCGGCGCAAAUACUCUCGGGCACCAAUGAUAGCAAGCUUGCCCCGUUUUUGAGUGGAUAUGCGCCAGAGUCUUCACCCGAGGAGGGAGGCCUGCAGUUUUACUUGGAUGACGAGCUGGCGCCAUGCCCGGUCGUGGACACGACGCCGAAGGCCAUGUUCGCCCGAGCCGUCCACGUGCCGUGGUCGGCGCCUGGCGUCGCGCAGGCUGGCCCGGGCGCCCAAUUGGAGCGUACCGUCCGGCGCCUCCUGACAGAGCUGGCGCUUUCACAGACGCCCCAGGCCGCUGCCACCGCCGCCGCCGACAGCACCCGCAGCACCGCUGGCGGGCCUGCCGCCGGCGCGCCGACACCAGCAGCGGCCAUGCAGGACCUGGGCGCGCUGUCGGAGCGGCUGCGGCAGGCGGGCCUGCGGGUGGUGGUCACGUCGCCCGCACGGCCGCGCGCCAACUCGCCGCUCACCACACGCUCCAUAUCGUCGCCCUUCCUGCUGGUCAUCCGCCAAACUGGCGACACCAUUAGCUCAGGCGAGCCGCCUUCCUUCGCCACCUGCUCAGACGGCGAGGCGCUCGGUGGCGGCCGCGGGCACCACCACCACCACCACCGCCACCACCACCAUCGCCACCACCACACCGCCACGGGCCUUGACGAGCCGCGCAGCGGCAACGGCCACCCCCUCAACAGCACCACCGGCUGCGCCGGCGAUGCCAGCACGGGCGCGCGGGUGCACCGGGGCCGCUCUGCCGCCGGCGAGGUGGAGGUGGUGGUGGUGGACGUGGCGCUGCGAGAACACCUGGCGGUGGCGCCCUCCACGCCCGCCUACGAGCGCACGCUGGCGGCCGCAGUGCCCGAGAUGUUCAUAGGCAGUCUGUCCCGGCUGAGCGAGCUGGUUCGCUCCAUGGCCUCAGCCAUCCAGCUCAACUUCAGCAGCCAGGGCGUGUGCGUGCCGCCCUGGCGCCGCACACAGGCGCUGCUCAGCCGCUGGAGCGUCGCCGAGGACAUUGAGCGGCAGGUCAGGCUGCAGCAGCGCACCGGCGGCGGCCCCAUGGUAGAUGUGGAGGCACUUGCCGCCGCGAGCGCGGUGGCGGCGGCCGGAACGUCACGGCAGCACCUGGGGCACGGCGGCGGAGGCCUGGCGGCGCCUCCGGCGCCGCUGGCGGCGCAGCCGCCGCUGCCGCUGCACCCGCUGCUACUGCCGCUGCAGCAGCAGCAGCUGGGCCUGGAGACUGAGGCCGCAGCCGCCACUGCUGCAACCAACUCAGGCGCGGGCGGCGCGCACCGGCCGCCGCCGGCGGCGCCCGCGGACCUGCCUUGGGCGUGGCAGCUGCGGCUGCAGGCGCCGCAGCCCGCGGAGCGGCGUCACGAGCUGGAUGCGGCCAUGGCGGCGGCGGUGGCGGCGGCGGGCGCCGCCGGCGCGGCGGAGCCGCUGCCUGAGGGCCAGGUGCAUGGCGGCUUCAGCGCCGCCGGCCGGCAGGCCGCCAACCGCCCCGCCAUGGUGGUGCUUGGCUUCGUGGUGCCCAGUGCAGUGGAGAGAGAGGAGCAGGCCGCGGCGGCGGCGGCCGCAGCGGCCUCGACCUCGGUAGGCCGGCUGGACUGCGCCGGCCGGCCGGUGCCGCCCCGCGCGCGCGACGCGUGGGGCGCGGAGAUGCGCUCCUCCGAUGGCAUAUACGGGCGCGCCAGCAGCGCCGCCGCCAGCGGCGCCGGCAGCACCAGCACCAUCAGCAGCACCAGCGGCAGCACUGACUGCGAGGAGGCGAGUGGCGCUCGGUCACCCACGAGCGUCUUCCGGGACCACCGGCCUGCGGUCGCCAGCCCCGGCAAGGUGGCUACAGCUGCGGUGGCUGUCAUGUCGACGGCGGGCGCCUUUGGGACGCUGCAGGGUUUCACAGCGGGCCUGGCUCUGUGAGGGAAGGACAGGUUUAUUGCAACCAGCGCAGGCUGCAGCUGCUGCUUUCGGGCAGUGAGGGUGGGGCGGCCGUGGCAGCAAUGGAUGCCAUGGAAUUCUUUUUGGCGGCAGCGGUGCUCAUGCAUCGGGAACAUUUAUCUUGUGCACAUGGAGCGGGCAAGGCUUGUGUCCAUGCCUGUUUGUAGGGGCGCUGGACGCCCUAGCAUCGGGCUUUGGGACCCGGACGCCGUUUUGAUGGUGUGGCACCUUCAUAAGGAUGACCGCCUUGCAGAGGCAUGGACUUAGGGGCACUGGGAGGCGGCAAAUGACGCAUUGCAGCAGGAAGGUCGGCGCGUGGGGCGCGCGAGCGCGCGGUGACGUACGUACACUAGUAUGGUUGAUGUGGAGCCCACUUAACGACCCGUAAAGGUGGUGGUGUGGCGGAAUUAACAGCUAGUGGUGAUUUUGUUAUGGCCAUCUUGGAGGGAUUCUUCCCGAUCGGUUGGCGGGAUCCGAGAAGGACGCGGCCGCGCGGGUGCCGGCUCGAAAUGUCUUCGGGCAGAAAGGCUAUGGGUCGCUGAGGCAAACAUCGCCCAUUUCUGGUUACAGGAUGGGACGUUUGCUACCCCAGAUGGUUGACAGCAAUGACGGUGGCGGUGCAUACGCUUCGGGGUUUCAUUAAUGAGAUCCCCUCAGUUUGAAGGAAGCAGUGCGGAAUCAUGGUGUUUGUCGGGCUCAGACUCCGGUGUUUGAUUGCAUCGAGGACUGCUGCAAGCCCCCGGGGUGUUGGUGGCAUUGCCACCUUGUUUGGCUGGUGUGCUUUUGUUGACGGAAUGGUGUUGAAAAGGUUGUGUAUGCACCAGGACCAAUGGUUUGUGUUGGUCUGUUGUUUGCUGGCACACGUUUCAUUUUGUGGAACGUGCGGCACGGCUUCCGAUUGCAACAUGAAGCAGGCAAAUCGAAGACACACAUAUUGCAAGUAGCAGUUGAGGUGUCGUGUGGUGCUCGUGUUCAUGCGGGCUGGGCACUGGCAGGGGCACAGAGGCCAUACUAAUCAAAGCUGUGAGCGCACAGCGGUGGGCUUGCGGUAAUGGCGGCCACCUGUUGUUGCCGCAUGGCGAUGGGCAAAAACCCCUGAAGUUUUGGAAGUAAAUUGUGUGUUCGGUUGUCGGGCCAGCAGGAUGCGCUGGCCGCAAAAAAUCAAACAGUUUUGUGUUUGUGUUGCACGCCCAGUGCACGUUUACGUUUUUGUUGAUGAUUGGUGGUUGGUUCCUAUUGCAUGUAAAUAGGUGGCAGGGAAAAUUCGGGCGGAGCGAGAAGUGCCUUCGCACGUCCAUGGACAAUUGACUUUCGCGAGGUUGCCCGAAAAGCAAGCCAUGUUAGCUGCGGGUUAGCACGGACUGUGCACCCCACCCAACCGGCCAUGUCCGGAUUUGCGGGGAUGCCAAAGGCCCCCAACAUAGAGGCGUGUGCUUAGUAGGCGCCCGCGUCAAGGUGGCUGGGUUGAUAACGACCCGGGAUCAGCCCUUUUCCUGCCAUAAGGCAGCCACCUCCUUGUUGUUGAUGGUUGUACUAAUGGGAGAUGGCUGCCCCGAACAACAACCAACCCCUGCCCUGGCGGCCGGCGGUGAAGGAGACGGUUGCGAAGAAUUCCUAAUACUACGUAGGCCGUGUGGCACAAUCCGCGGCAGAAGGCUGCCAGGCUAAGUCCUGAGCGUGCUCUGCACAGUUUUCCGCGACGGUUUUGGCGUGGGGAAAGGGAUACGCUCGACUGGAGGUAUCUAGAGGUUGCCGGUGAGCUGACAGGCCAGGAGACAGAGCGGGGAGGUAGAUGGGGAAACCAGAAGAAGAAUGGAGGAUUUGGGUACGUACACACAUCGAGGACUGCAGAGAUUGGAGAUGGAUGGGCAGGCCUAGGGCCUCGAUGAGUGGCGUGUGCGGUGACAAGCGGUGACGUCUGUGGUCCCACGAGUCAGUGCUGGAGAUGAGCGGCGGUGCUGCUGAGAGGAGGCUGGCUGAGGAGAGGAGGGUGCUCGUCGAGGCACUUGAGAUACGGGACAGCAGGGGAGCCUGGAGCAUGGAUGGACAACAUGAGGGUGCGGCAUGAGCGCAUGGCGGUCGAGCGGCAUUGUGUGCCGUGCUGUGUGUAAGGCGCAUGUGGC